Messenger RNA from Felis catus (domestic cat), 3649 nucleotides. It is a transcript of the gene GPR85, whose product is annotated as G protein-coupled receptor 85. The record is from RefSeq and is a predicted model, not a curated record. The transcript has 4 exons. Gene Ontology annotation, biological process: G protein-coupled receptor signaling pathway. The coding region runs from base 1193 to 2305 and encodes 370 amino acids. Lineage: Eukaryota; Metazoa; Chordata; Mammalia; Carnivora; Felidae. Gene Ontology annotation, cellular component: plasma membrane. Gene Ontology annotation, molecular function: G protein-coupled receptor activity.
UAUUAUAAAGCAAUAAGCAAGCGGGAGGAGAAGCAGACGUUUCACACUGGGAAUUGAUGAAAGCAUAUCUGUUCGUUUUUUGGAGGUGGGGAGUUGUUUAAAAUCUUAUAACACCCCCACAAACAAAACUCUUCGGAAAUGGUAAAAUAAGGAAAUGCAUGAUUCCAGAGACAUCCCUAAGCACUCAGUUGUCAGGCUAUGUGGUGCCUUGUGAUAUCAUCGGACCUUUUGGAUGGGUCUAACCUGCAAAUGCAAAGGUCAGCUGAGGAAAUCAUUAAAGAGGAAUUCUAAAAGAAGCUUCCAAAGCGUUGGACCACCCUAAAAGAGAAAGGAAGGAAAUGUUCGGGGAAGGCUAGGGUUCCGGGUAGCUGAAGAAGGGGGCGAGCGCCCCCGACACCGUGGCUUCUUCCCGUCGCUGCCCUAAGGGAACAGGGUGGGCCUGAGGUCCUGAACAAGCCUUUCCAAGCCCCCACUUCAAAUGUGGGGAGGGAAAAGUUCAGAAGCAGCCACAAGGGGACAAAAGCCUCAUUUUGCCAGUUCAACAGGACAGGACAUCCAAUAAACAGGGCCAGCUCUGGAAACGGGUCGAGGCUCCCGUUAGCUCCACAGAGCCCGAAGCAGCCCCUGCCGCCGCCCUCGCCGCCCUCGCCGCCCUCGCCGCCGCCGCCGCCGCCGCCGCCGCCGCCGCGGCCCCUGCGUUACUGGGGGAGACGGUGCCGCUGCGACAGGGGAGGACGCGGCUGGAGCUCAAGGAGGCUCCAGCGCGCAGGCGCCGCCGAGCCCUGCCUGGAUGCUCAGUCAAGGCACUAAGGCAAAAAAAAAAAUCAGCAAUUUAUAGAAAGAAGAAGCUAUAGUCUGUCGGGAUAUCCAACACCAACAGUACAUUCAGACAAUGCAUCUUCAGUAGGGCUUAUUGAGAGCUCCAUUUCUGGAAAGCGUUGCAAGACUGAGGAAUAUCAGACUGCGAAUCACCGGGAACAGUUCCCUUGCAGCACAGAAGCAAUCUCUCUCCCCAUCUUCGCAUAUUCUGAUGGCAAAUCAAAUGGAAGAAAAGAGGAAGCAUGACUGCAGAUCGCAUCAAUUCUCUUUGUGGAUUACAUUUUCAGUAAAAUGUAUGGAUCUAUCUUUUCCUUGUUCUUAUAUCUAGAUCAUGAGACUUGACUGAGGCUGUAUCUUUAUCCUCCAUCCAUCUAUGGCGAACUAUAGCCAUGCAGCUGACAACAUUUUGCAAAAUCUCUCUCCUCUAACAGCCUUUCUGAAACUGACUUCCUUGGGUUUCAUAAUAGGAGUCAGCGUGGUGGGCAACCUUCUGAUCUCCAUUUUGCUAGUGAAAGAUAAGACCUUGCAUAGAGCACCUUACUACUUCCUGUUGGAUCUUUGCUGUUCAGAUAUCCUCAGAUCUGCAAUUUGUUUCCCAUUUGUAUUCAACUCGGUCAAAAAUGGCUCUACCUGGACUUAUGGGACUCUGACUUGCAAAGUGAUUGCCUUUCUGGGGGUUUUGUCCUGUUUCCACACUGCUUUCAUGCUCUUCUGCAUCAGCGUCACCAGAUACUUAGCUAUCGCCCAUCACCGCUUCUAUACAAAGAGGCUGACCUUUUGGACGUGUCUGGCUGUGAUCUGCAUGGUGUGGACUCUGUCUGUGGCCAUGGCAUUCCCCCCAGUUUUAGAUGUGGGCACUUACUCAUUCAUUAGGGAGGAAGAUCAAUGUACCUUCCAACACCGCUCCUUCAGGGCUAAUGAUUCCUUAGGAUUUAUGCUGCUCCUUGCUCUCAUCCUCCUAGCCACACAGCUUGUCUACCUCAAGCUGAUAUUUUUUGUCCACGACAGAAGGAAAAUGAAGCCAGUCCAGUUUGUAGCAGCAGUCAGCCAGAACUGGACUUUUCAUGGCCCUGGAGCCAGUGGCCAGGCAGCUGCCAAUUGGCUAGCAGGAUUUGGAAGGGGUCCCACACCACCCACCUUGCUGGGCAUCAGGCAAAAUGCAAACACCACGGGCAGAAGAAGGCUCUUGGUCUUAGAUGAGUUCAAAAUGGAGAAAAGAAUCAGCAGAAUGUUCUAUAUAAUGACUUUUCUCUUCCUAACCUUGUGGGGCCCAUACCUGGUGGCCUGUUAUUGGAGAGUUUUUGCAAGAGGGCCUGUAGUACCAGGGGGAUUUCUAACAGCCGCUGUCUGGAUGAGUUUUGCCCAAGCAGGAAUCAAUCCUUUUGUCUGCAUUUUCUCCAACAGGGAGCUGAGGCGCUGUUUCAGCACAACCCUUCUUUACUGCAGAAAAUCCAGGUUACCAAGGGAACCUUACUGUGUUAUAUGAAGGAGCAUCUGGAAAUCUUUAGCCUUGUGAAACACUAACCUUCUCUGCUAAGCAAUUGUGGCCUGUAGCCAUAUCUUGAGAAGAAAAUCAAGAAGGGGAUCAGCAAUUAUAAGGAUUUGGGCAACAUUCUGCAGUCUUUGCAAUAGUUCACCUAUAAUCCUAUUUUAAAUCUCAGAGUGAUCCUGCUGACUGCCGGCGAAGGUUUGUAAUUAAGAAAGGACUGAACCACUGCCCUAAGUUUCUUUACGUGGUUGAAAACUAGAUAAUGAAAGUAGCAGGUGCUAAGUAUCAGUGCUAAAUGCUGUGUAUAUCACUACUUAUGAAAAAAAAAACAUCAAAAAAAACCAAUUAGCAUUGGACAUCUUAAUAAAUUAAGUUGACAUGAGGUAAAUGUGUUGAUAAAAACUAAUUUUAGAAGUUUGAAGACUUUAAAACAUUUCAUACUAUUAUUGUUUUGCAAAGACUAAAAUAUUUGGGGACUUAAAGUACUGUAAUCCACUAAAGACGUGCCAUGAAUUAUUGGAUUAUCACACUUUUAAAAAUUCGCCUUGUAAGUUUUGGGGAGCAUUCCAAAGCAGUAUAUUGGUUCCAAUUAGAGUUUACUCUUUUUUUUUUGUAUUAAUACAUUACUAUUUCUAAAUGCCACUUUCCUUACCUACUAGUGAAAUUGCUAGCAUUGAACUGUACUAUGUGGUUUUGGUUGAUUUGGUAUAAAGUUUUUCCAAUUCAUUUAUAUUUUACAAAUGCUAGAUAUUGGUCUGGGAGGCAACAUUAAUGGUACCAACUGGUCACAACUGAACAGUUUUAAUAAUGCAGAAUAAACACAUGUUGCCUUAAAGGGUUAUCUAGUAUCUUUCAUCUUAUUUAGCAUUGGAGCAAAUAGUCAAGGGAAAUCGAAUUAGUAACUGGUCAUGGUCAUGCAACUGGAAGUGCAUGGACGAUCAUUUAAUACUCUUUUUCCUUUUUCCUCACAUGGUUUGAAAAUUAAGGUGCACAUCACUGGGAUAAUGAGAUUUUCUUCCGAGGUGUGCUACCCAUUCUAGUGUGUUCUAAGAAGCGGGCAGUUGAUGUAUGUUUAUAUUUUGAGUCAGCUGUCAAGGGGAGACCACAGCCUUAGUAUGACAUCCUGCACAAUUUGUGAAGCGUUUAUUCUACUGAAGGCACAGUCUUGUUUCUACUUUCUGCACAUUCAGUGUAUUGGUCGUUUAAAUUAUUUCAGUUUUAACUUGUGAAAGCUUAUAAUAUGAUUUCUGGUAUUUUAGAAAUACAUUAGAGUCUGUGAGUCUCAUUCUUUAAGAUACAGAUGUGUGAAUUUCAAUAUAAAGUUGCAUUUGCCAAAAUUUA